AUGAAAUCCGUUGCCGAAGCUCUGAUGUUGCUGAUUCGCGAGGUCCCAAAUGGUUGUGUUGCGUUUUUCACUAGUUACGACUGCAUGUCGCAGUUCAUGUCAACAUUGGAAAAGUUCAAGCUCAUAAAUCAGUGCAAUAUGAAGAAAACCGUUUUUGUUGAACCUCGCGGGGCCUCUGGAGAAAUAUGGGAUCGGUUUGCUGCCGCUGCUCGUGUCGGAGAUGGAGCGGUCUUGUUCGCUGUCGCAGGCGGGAAACUCAGCGAAGGUGUGUAA
This is a messenger RNA of Cooperia oncophora, 273 nucleotides long. The record is from the annotation of a GenBank genome assembly. Lineage: Eukaryota; Metazoa; Nematoda; Chromadorea; Rhabditida; Trichostrongylidae.